Messenger RNA from Mucor velutinosus, 819 nucleotides. RefSeq lists its product as uncharacterized. The transcript has 2 exons. The record is from RefSeq and is a predicted model, not a curated record. The coding region runs from base 1 to 819 and encodes 272 amino acids. NCBI's taxonomy places the organism in Eukaryota, Fungi, Mucoromycota, Mucoromycetes, Mucorales, Mucoraceae.
AUGCAAAGCCUGCAAUCACCACAUUUUAAUGUGAAUGCUUCCUCCGCACUGCCUCUGAUCUUGAUUGAUUUCGAUCAGACCAUCACCACACAAGAUACCAUCGGUCCACUCGGCAAAUUUGGGGUUUCUUAUACACACAAUCCAAAGCCAUGGUCAUAUUUUGUCGAUAGUUAUCUGGAGGAAUACAGACAGCAUCGCGACCAUCUACCUGAUGUUCCCAAAGGAGACUUCAAAGCGUUUGUAAAGCAAUUGGAUAGCUAUCAACCGAUUGAAAGAGCUUCGCAGGUACGCGUGAGCCAGCACAAGGUCUUUGAGGGACUGACUCGACACACACUGACACAACAAGCCAACGCAUUGCGAGCCGACUAUCUUCAACCAGGUGUCAUUGAUACAUUGCAAGCCUACAGAGACCAAGUGCGUAUCAUUUCUUUGAAUUGGUCCAAGGAUUGGAUCCAGGGAUUCUUGCAAGAACUUGAUGUGCCAAAGCAUCAUAUCUUUAGUAAUGAUUUAGAGUUUGAUGCUGUGUCAGACAAGUGUACGGGUAACAUUCUUCCAGCCAUCUUAACGGCAGGUGACAAGCAAAGGGUCAUCAACACCUUUCGCCAGCACUACAAGACCAUUUACAUUGGUGAUUCUUUGGGUGAUAUUGAAGCGCUAGUUGAAGCCGAUGUGGGCAUCAUCAUUGGCAAUGAUUCAUCGCUACUCAAUGCGCUUGGCGAGUUUGGACAUGCAGUAGAGCAGAAUAUCAAUAAACCAAGCACCUUGUACCGUGUGGAUGAUUGGGAUCGCAUAAAUCACCUUUUGCGCCAACAUCAAUAG